This is a messenger RNA of Rotaria sordida, 879 nucleotides long. The record is from the annotation of a GenBank genome assembly. NCBI's taxonomy places the organism in Eukaryota, Metazoa, Rotifera, Eurotatoria, Philodinida, Philodinidae.
AUGGGAAGUUGGAUAGGUCAUAUUGCACCAGGUAUAUUUUUUAUUAUUUUUGCUUUUUGGUGGCAUAUCCAUAAUUGUGCACGUUAUAUAAGAUCACUUGCUCAUGAAAGAGAUGAAAAAACAAAACGAGAAAAAUAUAAAUUUCAAGGUUCAACAACUUAUCCUUGUUAUUGUUUGCCUGGUAAGAUCUUUCAUCGUUUGCCUAUUGAAAGUAUUGUAAAAAUUCUUAUUACAUCAAUUCAUUUUUCCAUCGAAAUUAUUACUGGUUAUAAUAGUCAACCAAGACCUCAUCUUGGUGAUGAAAAUGCUCAUCAUACAGCUAUGCUUUUUGGAUUUUUUCUUGGUUCAUGGAUUGAAAUUUUAGUUCAUUAUAAAGUUCCAUUACCAAAACGUAUCAAUCAAGUUAUGGGAUUUUUAGCUUUUGCUAUUGAAGGUCUUAUGAUGGUAUUUCAUUUACAUGCACGAACUAUGGUAGAUGCACAUAUACAUCAAUUACUUGGUUUAACAAUAGUUUGUUCAAUGAUUGGUGCUAUUGGAGAAUCAUUUGAUCCAAAUAAUUUUUGGUUUAUUGUAGCACGAAGUUUUUUUGCUUUAACACAAGGUACAUGGUUUCUUCAAGCAUCAUUUGUUAUUUGGCCUAAAACAACAAAUUCAUAUUUUAUUUGGGAUCUUGAUUCACAUCGAUCUGUUUCAAUAUUAACAAUGUCUUAUGCUUAUCAUUUAGCUGGAAAUGCAUUUUUACUUAUUGUUGUAUAUUUAUUAAUUCAUAUGUUUGUAUCAUCUACAAUUAAAUUAAAUCAUAAUCAAAUUGAAAAUGAUGAAUCUAUUGAUGGAUACAAAUUAAUUGUUAAUGGAAAUGAUGAAGACAAUGGACUUUAA